Lindgomyces ingoldianus is the source of this 1801-nucleotide messenger RNA. RefSeq names its product aldehyde dehydrogenase. The transcript has 5 exons. Lineage: Eukaryota; Fungi; Ascomycota; Dothideomycetes; Pleosporales; Lindgomycetaceae. The record is from RefSeq and is a predicted model, not a curated record. Gene Ontology annotation, molecular function: succinate-semialdehyde dehydrogenase (NAD+) activity. The coding region runs from base 122 to 1621 and encodes 499 amino acids.
UAAAUUUCAACUUGAACUUCAGCUGUGAUAACAUUCCAUUUAUUUUCUUCUCAUAUAAAGCAACUGGCCGCAUCACCGAGGUCCAAGUCAGUUGCUAGAGAAAACCAACCAUCCAUUCGCCAUGUGCUCAAUGGGAAAAUACCAGUUGCCGUUCAAGCUUAACAACCCAGAUUUGCUGCGCAACGAGUCCUUUGUGCACGGCAGUUGGGUAAAGUCAAAGUCUGGCAAAACUUUCGAAGUAGUUGAUCCUGGGACCGGGCAGCCUUGGGCAGAAUGCCCCACUAACGACGCAUCGGAUGUAGACGACGCUGUGAAAAGCUCAUAUGAGUGCUUUGGGAGCUACCGAAAGAUCAGCCCGCGGGUUAGAGCCCAGAUGCUUUUCAAAUGGGACUCCUUAAUUAGAGAAAACAAGGAAGACAUAGCAACUAUACUUGUAUACGAGACCGGGAAACCUCGAGCAGAAGCGUAUGGCGAGAUCGACUACUCCACAGGAUUCACAUGGUGGUUUGCUGGAGAAGCUGAGAGAAUUCAAGGUACUGUAUUCACUCCGGCUUUACCGGAUCGACGAGUCUUUACGAUUAAACAACCCCUGGGAGUUGCGGCUGCUUUAGUCCCUUGGAACUUCCCCAUAGCUAUGGUCCUUCGUAAAGCUGGAGCUGCUCUCGCCGCUGGAUGCACCAUGAUCGUAAAACCAAGCCCUGAAACUCCCAUCUCUGUGCUUGCUUUGGCGUAUCUUGCGGAUAAAGCCGGUUUCCCAAAAGGGGCCCUCAAUGUCCUCACGACAGAUCUCAACAAGACUCCAGAGCUUAGCGAGGCACUUUGCCGUCAUCCUCUAAUCAAGAAAGUCUCAUUUACCGGAUCAACCAGGGUUGGCAAGCUUAUUGCUAAGAUAUGCUCAGAUAAUCUGAAGAAAGUCACUCUUGAACUGGGUGGCAACUGCCCUGUGCUAAUCUUUGACGACGCAAACAUAGACCAGGCAAUGGGACAGAUCUUCGCUCUAAAGUACCGACACGCUGGUCAGGCCUGUAUCACAGCAAACCGUAUCUAUGUGCAGUCAGGUAUCUUCGAAAAAUUUCUGGAAAGAUGGAAUGCCGAGAGCAAGAAGAUCGUUGUUGGACAUGGCUCUGAUAAGGCGACCACCAUGGGGCCUGUGACAACACCACGAGGCAUCCAGAAAGCCCUCGCGCUUGUCCAAGACGCGAAGUCAAAAGGGGCCACUGUCCACAUGGGCGGGAACAAGAUCUCGAAGAACGGUGGAUACUUCUUUGAGCCAACAGUUAUCACUGGAAUCAAGCCGGACAUGGAUAUUACAAAAGAGGAGAUAUUCGCACCCGUCUGUACCUUCAUUAAGUUCGACACAGAAGAAGAAGCCGUCAAAGCUGCCAAUGACACCAGCAUGGGACUUGCAUCAUACUGCUUUACGAAGAAUGUCGACCGCAUGUGGAGAUUGUUUGAGAAUCUCGAGGCGGGCAUGAUUGGGAUGAACACUGGCAAUUCUUCCGCGGCCGAGUCUCCAUUUGGCGGAAUAAAGCAGUCGGGGUAUGGAAAGGAAUCAGGGAAAGACGUUGCAGUUGCUGAAUAUCUGAUCACUAAGACUGGGACAUUUACUCUUGAGGGCUGACCGUAAGGCAGGCGAGUGGAUGGAUGCCCAGGACGAUAUGGUGAACCAAGGAGAACGGAAAGCAUGGGUGGAUUGGGGAACUUUCUUUCGUCAGCCUUACAUAAGGAAAUCUUCUCUGUAGUAGAACAAAAGGCUAUAGAGUCCUUGAAAGAUCUGCAUUGGGUUUUGGAGAGCAAUUGG